Molecule: messenger RNA, 420 nt
Organism: Anguilla rostrata (American eel)
Lineage: Eukaryota; Metazoa; Chordata; Actinopteri; Anguilliformes; Anguillidae
Gene: atoh7
Product: atonal bHLH transcription factor 7
Exons: 1
Coding region: 1-420 (139 amino acids)
Biological process (GO): positive regulation of transcription by RNA polymerase II; neural retina development; axon development
Cellular component (GO): nucleus
Molecular function (GO): protein dimerization activity; E-box binding; DNA-binding transcription factor activity, RNA polymerase II-specific
Source: RefSeq, a predicted model, not a curated record
AUGAGGUCCUGUCAGCCCAGCUCUGCCGAUUCCAGCUCUGAAACGGAGUCUAAAAGUCCGGAGAAGUAUGAGAAUGUGACACGGCGGAGGACGGCAGCCAACGCCCGCGAGAGGAAGAGGAUGCAGGGCCUGAACACAGCAUUCGACCGCCUGCGCAAAGUCGUCCCUCAGUGGAGCCAGGACAAAAAACUCUCAAAGUACGAGACCCUGCAAAUGGCCCUGAGCUACAUAAUGGCCCUCAAUCGGAUUCUAAUAGAUGCCCGGAGGCACAGCGCCCCCCACUGUCAGUGGCUGGAUCUGCACAUUGGGAGUAUACAGCAAGACAGCUAUCCUUGUUAUUUUGGACAAAGCUCUCCAGCAAGCAAUGAGCACCUUCAUCCCUCUCCUUAUCAGUGUGACUGCUUCCACAUCACUAAUUAG